Molecule: messenger RNA, 3780 nt
Organism: Linum tenue
Lineage: Eukaryota; Viridiplantae; Streptophyta; Magnoliopsida; Malpighiales; Linaceae
Source: the annotation of a GenBank genome assembly
UAUUUUUUUGGUGUGAUAAACCAACCAAAACCAUUGAUUUAAAAUCCAUAUUAUCGAGUAUUAUCAAUUUUCCCUUCACUCGUAUUUUGGUGCGCAAUUUCCUUCAUUCCUUCCCAGUUCCCCACACCCACCACUUUUGGCUUUACGUUUGUUCCGUUGCUCAACUACACGCCACUAUCCUUUUCGUAACCAGUCCAGUCCCCCUUUCUUUUCUCCCCACAAAAAUUCCUGAAUCGCAGGACAUUCCCGUCUUCAAUCUCCAUCUGACUGAUUCCGCCUUCAGCGAAUCCAGCAGCUCUCAACACGCCGGAAAUUCCUACGCCGACUGGAUUCCUCGCCAUUCAUUACAGAAAACCAGGUUUGAUUCCUUCCCUUCCUAAUUUCUCGCUACCCUAUUCUUGAGCUACACCCUUCAACACCCUCCAAGAAUCCGAGUUUUUCUCUCUGAGAAGGACAAACAAAGAGAGAGAUAGAGAAAGAAAAGAACUCGAUCGGCCUCUGUUAGCUCUGUUUGAUGUUCUUCUCUCUAAUAAUUUGUGGACAUGUUUUGGCAUUAUGGUUCCAUUCCCAUGAUUUUCGGAGCCUAUUGAUUCGUGGGUCGUUGUCAAAUUUCUGUCUUUCUUUCUUUCUCUGUUGUUGAGAGAACCUAGAUAAAUAAGAUUAUGGCGUCUGGUGGUCUGGUUUCCUCUUCCUCCGGGACCAUGGGUUGCUCUCUUGUUCUGAUUAUGCUUGCUGUAAUGGCAUUUAGUAGGUGCAUUAUUUGUAUGGCGACAGCAGUAGAAGAAAGGAGUUUACUGGAAACGGCAGAAUUCACCCUCGACUCAGUGAGACAGUCUUUAACUGGCCAGGAAGACACCAUUGUGUACAGGUUGAUAGAGAGAGCCAAGUUUCCCUUGAAUUCUCGACUCUAUGAUCAGAAAUAUGAGUUGGUCCCUGGAUCUCCUGGCACUUUGAUUCAAUUCCUUUUCAAGCAAACUGAAAUUGUUCAGGCCAAGGCUGGGAGGUACCUAAAUCCGGAAGAAACCCCCUUCUUUCCUGAGAAUCUUCCACCAUCAGUGAUUCAAGAUCGCACAUAUCCUGUGUUCCUGCAUCUCCCUGCUGCUUCUGUUAACGUGAACAACAUCAUUUGGGAUGUCUACUUCAACAAAUUCCUUCCGUUGUUAGUCAAACCAGGGGAUGAUGGUAAUUAUGCUGCAACUUCUGCUAGCGAUAUCGAGUUGUUACAGGUAACCGAGGACUCGAUGUGUCUGCAGCAACACAAAUGAUCUGACUUGACUAUCAGAUUCUGGUUCGAUGGUGCAACAUUAUGAUAUACAGUACUAAUACAACUCUUUCAUUACUGCUUCCUUGGCAGGCGCUCUCUAGGAGGAUUCAUUAUGGGAAAUUUGUGGCUGAAGUUAAGUACCGGGAAGCACCUCAUGAAUACGAGCCUCUAAUUCGCGCCAAGGACAGGAAUGCUCUGAUGAACUUGUUGACAUUCAAGAAGCAAGAGGAGAUGGUGAUGAGAAGGGUUGAGAAGAAAGGGAUGGUGUUUGGACAAUAUGUGAGCCUGAAUGACACAGAAAGCACUGGCAAGUACAAGAUUGAUCCAUCUCUUGUGUCUCAGCUCUAUGAGAAGUGGGUGAUGCCUCUAACGAAGGACGUCGAGGUCGAGUAUCUGCUCAAGAGAUUGGACGGAGAACAAAAGCAAGUGCCUUAAAUAUGAUAAUGCUAUAUGCCCUUGUAACAGAAGAUCCCUAUUGCUUUAGAUAUUCUUGAAUGGUGUAGUAUAAUAGUACAAACCGACUGUUUCUUAACAAAAUGCCUCCUCUCUGGGAAGUGACUUUAGGCCUUCUAUUCUAGCAAGUGAGGAGACUAGUUGAGUUUCAAUCAGAUUGUAUUAGAAUACUUCCUACAAACUUCUAUCUCAUUGGUGUAUUCUGAAAAUAUAAGAGAGUCGAAAAACAUGAGAGGCAAUCAUGUUAAGACCAGCUAAAUUCUCUGAGGUCCAUGGGCUUAAGUUCGGCCCGACUCCCCUACUCGUGGCCCAAUCGAACAACAUCGAAAGCCCGGCUUCUUUUCUUUUCCUAAUAAUCCCGCGUCUUUUCAGUUGUAAUUUGUUAAGCAAUCUCUUUCUCUUCUCCCCUAAUCACUCUACAACUCUUCGAUAUAGCGAGCCGGAACCGCCGCACGCCGCCGGCGCCGGUGUCUCCUUGUUCUCUUAGCGGUCUCCACUAUCAGCACCAGAAUUCCACCCAAAACAAUCUGAAAACAGGGAAACCACCGGAAAGAAGCAAUGGCUGGUCCAAUGGAGGACGCCGAUCCCGAUGUCGUAGAGAUUUCCCCGCUCUCCCUCCCGCCUUCCCACUUUACCAGGAAGAGAAAACAGAAGCAGGCUGUGCUCGCUGAGAUCAUAGAUGUUGAUGAGUACGAUUCUCUCACUGAUGCGGUGAUCCUGGAUGAGAACGCUCGCAGAAAAGGGAAAGGCAAAGCGAUUGAGGAUGAGAAUGACGUGAAAGUUCAGGAUGUAAUCUAUGUACCUCCUCGCUUCUGGAAGUCGACAUCUACCCCUAAUAUGAAGAAGUGGACUUCUUCCCAGCACGGAGGGACUGCUCUAAAAGAUUCACAUGUUUCUGGUAGUGUAUCGCCCCAAGACAUUCUUGCCAUUGGAAAAGAACCAUUGGCUAGGAGUACCAGAAGCAAAACAGGCGGUAGUAAGGGACCGGUGGCUCCAAGUUCUGCACGAGGGCAACCUGGAGUUCCAAGUGCUUUAAAUGAUGAAAUCUUAAGGAAGUUGAAACUCUUCAAGCAUUUUGAUAUCGUUGAAGGCCAUUCAGACCAUCAGUUUCAGUCUUCUUCAUCAAAACAGACUGAGAAGAAGUGGGCAAAAAGAAUUCAAGACGAGUGGAAAAUUCUGGAGAAAGAUUUGCCAGAAACCAUAUAUGUGAGGGCCUACGAGUCAAGGAUGGAUCUAAUGAGGGCUGUCAUUGUUGGCGCAGACGGAACUCCUUACCACGAUGGUCUGUUUUUCUUUGAUAUCUUCUUCCCUGCUAGCUAUCCAAGUGUUCCACCGAAAGUCCAUUACCAUUCUGGUGGUCUUAGAUUAAACCCAAACUUGUAUGCAAACGGAUAUGUUUGUCUCAGCCUUCUUGGAACAUGGCGUGGUAGCAACACCGAGAACUGGCAGCCUAGAUUUUCAAAUGUGAUGCAGGUUCUGCUUUCUAUACAAGCGUUGAUAUUGAAUCAAAAGCCCUACUUUAAUGAACCUGGCUGGGAACCGUCAAAGGGCACAACUACAGGUGAAAUGAUGUCCCUAGAGUACAAUGAGAGGACAUUGCUUUUAUCGCUCAAGACAAUGGGUUAUUCAAUGAGGAAGCCACCAAAACAUUUCGAGGAUUUCGUGAUGGGCCAUUUCCACAGCCGGGCAAAGGACAUCACGGUGGCGUGCAAAGCAUACAUGUCCGGUGCUCAAGUCGGGUGUCUGCUGAAGGGCGGAAUCCAGGAUCUCGAAGAAGGCGACAAGACCUGCUCGCCAACGUUUAAGAGCUCCUUACCUGCACACAUGGACAUGCUGGUGAAAGCGUUUACUGAACUUGGAGUGAAGAACCUAUGAAGGAGAUCGGUUUAACUUUCUGAUUGAUCUUUUGAUGAAGUUCACUCGAUUUUUGUGGCGACAGAAAGCCUAACCAUCAAGCUAGUUUGAUGUAAGGUGUAUUAGAGCACUCGUUGAUCAAAGGUUACUCGAUUUAAAUCCAUGUGAAGUAACUCUCGUUGUGAAUGACUCUGUGUUGACAUUGGUAU